This is a messenger RNA of Periconia digitata, 963 nucleotides long. Lineage: Eukaryota; Fungi; Ascomycota; Dothideomycetes; Pleosporales; Periconiaceae. The record is from the annotation of a GenBank genome assembly.
AUGCAACAGUCUCUCUCUCUCUCCACCCGCGACCUCCACUUCAACAUCCCCACAAUGGCAACAAAUUUUGGUCAAGAGCGCCAGGCCCUGUCAACGUCCGCAAACGAAGACGAAUUUCCCUCUCGCAGACCGCAGCAAUUGGCGGAUUACUCGUGCACACAGACAGAAGCCGCCGACCAGGAGGCUGUCGAUGGAGGCGUACGGAAUAUGGAAGAUGAUCAAGUGCCUCAAGUGAAGAAGCCCUAUGACUUCUUCGACUUACCGGGAAACAUCCGCAACCAGAUAUAUGGCUACGUCCUCGGAGGGGCAGAUUGGGUACUAUACAGUCGCAGCAAGUUCAAAGCCAAGAACGGGAUCAAGAAACCUCUUGCUCUUUUGGAAACAUGUCGACAGAUCUACUGCGAGACAGCUAUUCUGCCGUUUAAACUGAAUGCUUUCGCGCUUCGCGGUGGUAUUGUUAAUAGCAAGACUGCUGUACCGCGACCCGGUAGAUUACACAUUCAUGGCCUGCGGCCAAAGAAAAAUCCACCUGACGGCUGUCGGUUUGUCAAGAAGCUCCUCUUGGAGGAUUGGCCGCAAACGUGGGGGCGUGAUGAGGAAGAGACAGCUUCCAGUUUGCUGGGUCAAUUUUCUGCUGUGGAAUCCAUUCAUAUCAACAGCCAUGGAGGACAACCAACAGAUGAGAUGAAAUGGUUCAAAGACCAUGGUAGAUUCAUCUUGAAGGUUCUCCGACUACAACCCGCAGUUGAUUCUUGGAUCUUGACAAUUGCCAUGGUAGAGCGCACGUUUACAAUGGACGAGCAAAAAUGGGCGGAUUUUGAUAGGGUUGUUCAAACCUGGAACUGGAAAACUGAACAAAUGUUCAGGAUUCGAGCCAGUUUCGCAAAUACAGUAAGGGCUCGAUUACGACAGAGAAUAGAUGACGAAGAUUCUGACAACGAGCUAUCGGGAGCUUUUACAUAG